Anopheles darlingi is the source of this 1973-nucleotide messenger RNA. Its product is annotated as hemicentin-2-like. Bases 65 to 1762 code for a protein of 565 amino acids. The transcript has 7 exons. The record is from RefSeq and is a predicted model, not a curated record. Lineage: Eukaryota; Metazoa; Arthropoda; Insecta; Diptera; Culicidae.
GAUUCAAAUGAGUUUUCUGGAACAUACACUUAGCCGAAAAACUUGCUCUCAAUUGUUAAUGUGAAUGUGUUAUAGUGAAACUGUUUGUUUCGUUGAAGUUAUCGCAACAUUUGUAUUAUCACGUAUCAGAAUGACAAGAACAGUGUAUUUUCUUAUGUUUAUUGUGAGCAUUACCAUUUUUGGAAGAGUUUGUCUGGCUACAUCAUUAAAAGGAACACAGAAAAAACCGAACAUCAAAAGCAAUGUCGGAGAUCACGUACCCGUCGGGAAAACCGUUCGUCUGACCUGCAGUUUUGAAGACUAUGACAAACAAACUAUUGAAAUAUCGUGGAAAAUAGUACCAAACUACCUACCGGUGGAAAUAAACAAAACAAUCUCUAUGGGAAACCAGACUAGAUCCUCUUCGGACUCUACGCUCGUCACACGGGAUCUCAUGAUUGAAAAUACUACGAUGGCGCAUAAAAGAACCUAUAGAUGCGAAGUGUUUGAUGGUGAAAAUAACACAUACUAUCACAACUUUAAGCUGCAUGUUCGUGAAUCAGCUGAUAACUUCAUUCUAUUGAGCACAACACACAACCGCUCGACAAUCAAUCGAUGGCCAGACAAGAAUGGAGAAAUUACGCCGAUUGAAAUAUUUAUCCAAUAUAAAUCCUAUCCUUCCAAUGUAACGUAUAAAUGGUUUAAGCACUAUGCAGGUCGAAUAGACAAGAAUGAUGCAGCCGUGUAUAAACAGGAAAAAACUGAUGAUUAUAUCAAACUGACAAUCCUUAAACCCAAAGCGUACAAUACAGAUAUUUACGGAGUUGAAGCUCAAGCAGGUACUGCGAAAGCGAUGUACAACAUGUCCGUUUUCGUUUAUGAUAAGCCUGCUUUGAAAAUGGAUAAUAUAAAAGCAAACGAAGGAGAUAUUGUUACUUUCCAAUGUACGGCCGUAGCAUAUCCUUCACCGUCCUUGAGUUCUAAGUUCCAGCCAUGUAAGGAGGUACCACUGGGAAACUGUUCGAAUUUAUAUACUACAGAGGCGGAGUGGCAUACACCAACAGAGGACUUUCCCAGCACCUACUGGUCAGUAGCAAAGUUCAUGCUGGAGGCGUGUGGACCUGGAAUCGUGUACUGCAAGGCUGAAAAUUCCGAGGGAAAUGCAAUGAUACAGUCCUAUUUAUUAAUAGAAGAUGUUUCCGAUUUAAUGGUGCUAGAAAUUGUUGAACCUAAAGGUACGAUUACUGUUGGAGAUAAUGUCACAUUCGUCUGCUCGGUAUUUAUUAUCCCUGACUUCGUUGAUGUGACAUUCGAGCAAAAUGGAAAAAAUCUUCAAGGAGUUGUGAUACAAAACGAUUCAAAGAUGCGCAAAACGCAACUCACUUUGUUCAACGUUGACUUAAAUCACACGGGAGACAUAUUCUGUAAUGUGACCUACCACGACAACAUGAGACCAAACGAUGCAAGAUUAGUUCACAUGGAAGUGAUAGAACCUAUUGCUCCUUACUUGAGUUCAGGAGAUAUCAAUCAAACUCUGAUCGUGGACGCACUUAAACCCAUUACACUCGAGUGUGAUGUUAGUGGAACACCUGAACCUAAGAUAAACUGGUUCAAAGAAGGAGAGCCAUUUGUCCAGAAUAAGAGUAAUUCAUCAUCAACUUCUAUAGGAAUUGAAUAUGCUAUUCCAACGAACUCUGGUUUGUAUGAAUGCAUUGCUGCAAAUAAAAUAGGAAAUAUUACGUUAACCAGGAACGUUAUCGUACGAAUGCCAGGAAGCAAAUAAAAUCUGCCGACGGCAACGCGUCUAUUAAUUCGACAGUAAUGUUACUGUUAAACAACGCAAACCAUUCUGGGAGCAAAUAAGGGAGGAAAGGGGCAAAGUAUAGCAGAAAGAUAAAAAAAUAUGCAAAUUGUAAUGACAAAGAGAGGUUACCUAGGCCUCUUGGGAUGCCUGAAAAGGAACAUGUACGGGAAGCCUGGUUCUCGGUAGAAUA